AUGUCCGCCCGCCCGAACAAAACGCGGCCAAUCCGACGGCCCAUUGUGAGCCGUGAUACUGCCGAUUUCGACGUCUGUUGGGAGACUUUGCGCAAUGCGAUCACGGACAUCCAUAACAAAAACUCGAGCCAGCUCUCCUUCGAGAGCUUAUACCGCGCAUCCUACAAGAUCGUGAUCAAAAAGCAGGGGCAGCGGCUCUACGAAAAGGUCAAGGAACUAGAGGAGGAAUGGUUUCGGGUCAACGUCCUGCCCCGAGUGGCUGAGCUUGUCAACAACAACCUCCUGAGCGUUGCCCUAGUGCGCAUGCCUGGCCGCAGUAACAAUGAGCGCCGCGAGAUGGGAGAGAAGGUCCUACGUGGUAUCCAUCGUGAAUGGGAGGAUCAUAACGUCUCCAUGAACAUGGUUGCGGAUAUUUUGAUGUAUCUGGAACGCACCUACACGGCGGAAGCGAAGCAGCCUUCCAUCUUUGCUGUCACGAUUGGCCUCUUCAGGGAUCACAUUUUGCGGAAUACUCUCUCCAAUGAGGCAUUGCUACCAGGGCAGACGUUUGAUAUUUUCGAAGUUAUCAUCCAGAUCCUCUUAGACUUCAUACAUAUGGAGAGAGAAGGCGAUGUGGUCGAUCGCAAUCUGAUGCGCCAGAUCACCGCAAUGCUAGAAGAUCUGUAUGAAACAGAUGACGAGCUUACGAACGCUAAGCUUUACCUGACCGUGUUCGAGCCGCGCUUCCUGAGGGCCAGUCGCGACUUUUACAGGAGCGAGUGCGAGAAGCUUUUGCGGGAAGGAGACGCAAGGGCUUGGCUCCGACACACUCAACGACGUCUCCGGGAAGAGUUAGAGCGGUGUACGACAUCGCUCUCUACCCUCACCACCGAGAACAUCACACGAGUCGUUGAGCAGGAGCUUAUUUCAGCAAAGCUCGACGAAUUUCUUGCCCUCGAGGGCAGUGGGAUGAAGGCAAUGAUCGACGAUGAUCGCUACGAGGAUCUUGAAAUCCUCUACGAUCUUGUCUCGAGGGUAGACAAGACAAAGAAUGCGCUCAAAGGCAUUCUCCAGAAACGAGUGAUGGAUCUUGGUCUCGAGAUCGAGAAAACGCUCAAAAACACCGACUUCUCUGUGCCCGCCGCUGGCGCUAGUGCCGAUGGAGAGGAGGCGGCUGAGGGCGGUGACAAAGCAAAGGCCCAGCCCCUGAACGCUGCAGCUCAACAAACAGCUGCGGCGAUCAAGUGGGUUGAUGACGUUCUCCGGUUGAAGGACAAGUUCGAUACAAUAUUGUCACGAUGCUUCAAGGACGAUCUAAUUCUGCAGUCAGCCAUAACGAAGAGUUUUUCCGACUUUAUUAACAUGUUUAGUAGAAGUUCGGAAUACGUCUCACUAUUCAUCGACGACAACCUCAAACGCGGUCUCAAGGGCAAGUCGGAAGAGGAAGUCGAGACGGUGUUGCAGAAAGCGAUCGUUCUCCUUCGAUAUCUCUCAGACAAGGACAUGUUCGAGAGGUACUACCAGAAGCAUCUUGCUCGGAGGUUAUUGCACAACAAAUCCGAGAUGCAUACGGAGAAGGAGCUUGUCCGCCGAAUGAGGACAGAAAUGGGCAAUCACUUCACCCAAAAGUUUGAGGGCAUGUUUAAGGAUAUGGAGUUGUCUAAGGACUUGUCCCAAAGCUACAGAGAUCAUGUCCGUAAUCUUGGGGACACGGAAACGAAGACUAUCGAGCUGGGCAUCCAUGUGCUCACUAGCAACAACUGGCCACCAGAGGUCAUGGGCCGUAAUGCGACCCAAACCGGGGAAGGAACCAGGGCGGAUUGCAUCUACCCUCCCGAAAUCAAGCGUCUACAGGAGAGCUUCUACAAGUUCUACCUGAAGGACCGCAGCGGUCGCGUGCUGACUUGGGUCGGUACUGCUGGCACUGCGGACAUUAAAUGCAUCUUCCCCAAGAUCCCUGGGAAGGAGAACGGUCCUCUCAGCAAGGAACGCCGCUACGAGCUCAACGUCUCCACCUAUGGCAUGGUUGUACUCAUGCUGUUCAACGACCUUGCCGACGGAGAGUGGCUUACGUUCGAGGAGAUCCAAACCAAGACAAAUAUCCCCCAGCAGGAUCUUAUCCGGACGUUGAGCUCCCUCUCGAUCCCGUCCAAGUCCCGAGUCCUCCUAAAAGAGCCAUUGACAAAGAGUGUUAAGACGACCGACAAGUUUGCCUUCAAUGCGCAGUUUGUUUCAAAAACGAUCAAGAUCAAGGCCCCAGUGGUGAGCAGCACAAACAAGGUUGAGGGUGACGAGGAGAGGAAAGAGACGGAGAGGAAGAAUGACCAGACCCGCGCGCACGUGGUUGAUGCGGCCAUCGUGCGGAUUAUGAAACAACGCAAGGAACUCACCCACACACAGCUCACCACCGAAGUCAUCGCCCAGCUUGCUGGCCGCUUCAAACCGGAUAUUUCCAUGAUCAAGAAACGUAUCGAGGACUUGCUUAUUAGGGAGUACAUCGAGCGUAUUGAUGGGGAGACUGCCGCGUACCGGUAUUUGGCUUGA
Molecule: messenger RNA, 2523 nt
Organism: Thermochaetoides thermophila DSM 1495
Lineage: Eukaryota; Fungi; Ascomycota; Sordariomycetes; Sordariales; Chaetomiaceae
Product: putative ubiquitin-protein
Exons: 3
Coding region: 1-2523 (840 amino acids)
Biological process (GO): protein ubiquitination; ubiquitin-dependent protein catabolic process
Cellular component (GO): Cul3-RING ubiquitin ligase complex
Molecular function (GO): ubiquitin protein ligase binding
Source: RefSeq, a predicted model, not a curated record